This is a messenger RNA of Dromiciops gliroides (monito del monte), 2259 nucleotides long. It is a transcript of the gene MOK, whose product is annotated as MOK protein kinase. Gene Ontology annotation, biological process: intracellular signal transduction; protein phosphorylation. The transcript has 12 exons. The coding region runs from base 347 to 1606 and encodes 419 amino acids. NCBI's taxonomy places the organism in Eukaryota, Metazoa, Chordata, Mammalia, Microbiotheria, Microbiotheriidae. Gene Ontology annotation, molecular function: ATP binding; protein serine/threonine kinase activity. Gene Ontology annotation, cellular component: nucleus; cytoplasm. The record is from RefSeq and is a predicted model, not a curated record.
CUAGGGAGAAGGGCUCGCGGGAGCGCAGACCUUGAGCGCGCGUGCGCAGCUGCCCUCUCUCCCUCCCAUCAGUCUAAGAGAGCUUGGGCCUUGGUGGUUGCCAGGGUGACAGCGAUACAACAUGGCGUCCGGACCCUGAGGCUCGCUACCUAGGGGGCUUUAGCCGAGGGUCCGUGUCUGGGGACUCUGCCUCAGGGGGCUCGGGGAGUGGAGAAGUCAUCCUUCCCUCCCCCUUUCCCCUUCUCUUCCUCCGCCUCCGCCCCAUCUCGGCGUGUGGUCGCUGGGCCACCUUAGUCCCACCCAACCCAGCCCGGCUUGGCCCGGCCCGGCCCGGCCGGAGCUGAGGAUGAAGAAAUAUAAAGCAAUUGGCAAAAUAGGAGAAGGAACAUUUUCUGAAGUUAUAAAGAUGCAGAACCUAAAAGAUGGAAGUUAUUAUGCAUGUAAGCAGAUGAAACAGCAUUUUGAAAGCAUCGAACAAGUGAACAACCUACGAGAAAUACAAGCACUGAGACGCCUGAAUCCACACCCAAAUAUUCUUACAUUGCAUGAAGUUGUCUUUGACAGAAAAACUGGUUCUCUUGCACUAAUUUGUGAACUUAUGGACAUGAAUAUUUAUGAGCUAAUACGAGGGAGAAGGCGCCCACUCUCAGAAAAGAAAAUAACGAACUAUAUGUACCAGCUGUGUAAGUCUCUUGAUCACAUGCAUAGAAAUGGAAUAUUUCACAGAGAUGUAAAACCAGAAAAUAUAUUAAUAAAGCAGGAUCUUCUGAAAUUAGGAGACUUUGGGUCAUGUAGAAGUGUUUAUUCCAAGCAGCCAUAUACAGAAUAUAUCUCUACUCGUUGGUACCGGGCCCCUGAAUGUCUCCUUACAGAUGGAUAUUAUAGCUACAAGAUGGAUAUGUGGAGUGCUGGCUGUGUGUUUUAUGAAAUCAUGAGUCUGCAGCCUCUAUUUCCUGGAGCUAAUGAACUGGAUCAAAUCUCCAAAAUCCAUGAUAUUAUUGGCACACCUCCUCAGAAAACUCUUAGCAAAUUCAAACAGUCGAGAGCUAUGAGUUUUGAUUUUCCUUUUAAAAAUGGAUCAGGAAUCUCUCUGACGACAUCGACUUUGUCCCCUCAGUGCCUUUCUCUCAUCUAUGCUAUGGUAGAAUAUGACCCAGAUGAAAGAAUCAGUGCCCAUCAGGCGCUGCAGCAUUCUUACUUCCGAGAACAAAGGAUAUCAGAGAAGCAAGCUCUUGUAGCCCGCAGGAAAGUAGGAUUAACAGAACGUCUGGGAGAACCAGAAUCACUGAAAAACAUGUGGCAAAUAUCAAAGGAAGGCAAAAAGCAGUAUCUAAAGCAAGUUGAAGAACAUUCAGAAAGGCAGGGAUCUACCUGUCCGGUGGAACUACCCAAACUGAAGGUUUCUGGAGUAACCAAACUCUCAUCCUACUCCAGCCCUACACUGCGUGCUGUUCUUAGUGGCUCUGGGACAAGUGGAAAAGUACCUGUCUUAAAGCCUCUGAAAUAUAUUGGAACAAACAAGAAGACAGAUACACAGAAGGACAUUAAGUCUAACAUGAAACAAUACCGUUUGCCCACGAUAGAAAGAAAAAGUGGAGGAUACUGAACAACUUGUCUUAUUUCCAGAUACUUGGAUUAUAAAACCAGGCAUGAAUGGAAGCAGAGAAAAGGAAUCAACUAUGCUUCUGGGAUGUAACAGAGGGCUUUGGGGAGCAGACAAGUGACAGUGCCUUACCUGGAGGCUCCCUGAAGUGCUCUAGGACCUUCACGAUAUAGGCACGAGAUGAUUAAGGGCUAUGUCUAGUCAGCACUUGUAGCUUUCCUGAAAAGAUGUCAAAUGUUUAGCAGAUCAGAAAUGCACUUUGUAUUUGCACCUUCUAAAUGCAUGUACUGUAUUUUCCAUUUGAAUGGAUUUGUGAAAAGCAUCAAAUUCUAGGGUUUUUAUUUCAUUUUAGUGGGGGUUAAGGGUUUUUUUUGGAGGGAGGAGGGCAUUUUGUAAUUUUUUAUAUACAAAAGUGAAAACAGGUAAACAAGGUUUUUAUAUUAUGUGUUAUUUAUAUCUUGGUCUUAUUGAACUGUGAGCUCUGUGCAUUUUAUAACUUCAGUCUGUUUUAAAAUGUUAAGCUAUUAGAACACUACCAACCGUAAUAUUUUAAUAACUACAAAGCUCUUAUGUGAUUGUUUUAUGGAUUAUGUUAUUGGAAACAACUGAUUGAUAUUAAAGAAUAAGCUAUGAUAUUUUUUAAUUCUAAAGAUAAA